Molecule: messenger RNA, 2931 nt
Organism: Paramecium primaurelia
Lineage: Eukaryota; Ciliophora; Oligohymenophorea; Peniculida; Parameciidae
Source: the annotation of a GenBank genome assembly
AUGUUCUCAAUGUUUAAAAAGAAAGAGCAGACCCAAUAAUCAACAGCACCUCCCCCACCUCCUAUCUAAUAAUAAUAGUAAGCUCAAUAGUAGUCUCCAAUUGCUCCUCCUUAGCAACCAGCUCCAAAAGGAUCAAUGUUCAAAGGAAGUCUUAAGGUAAAGGCACCACCUCCUUAAACAUAAGAAAUACAAUAAUAAUAGUCCUAACCUUAAUCGUACCAGACAUAGUUAACUUAAUCUUAAUCUAAUUCCGAUAUCUUAUCCCCAGAGAGUGAUGCAUACAAGCAAUAAUUUAAUUAGGUGGAAAUACCUACUCCAUAAGAAGAAUCCAAUGUUGAGCAAAAAUUGGAAGUUAAAAUAAAUGUAGAAGAGGUCAAAAAGAAACCAACUGGCUUUGGGUUUUUAAAAAAAAAAUAGCCUGAGCAAACACUUCCUACAGAUGAAUCAUUAUAAGAAUAGGUGGAAAGUCAGAUUAUUUAUGGAAUUUAAGUUAAAUAAAAUUAGGUGCAAGAAAUCAAUAGAUAAUAGGAAUACACGUAAGAGUAAACAUAUUAAUAAAAUUACUCUCCUAAAUAGCCAAAAGAGCAAAGUAUUUAUGAGGAUUAAAAAAAAGUAUUAUAGAAAUAAAAUGAAUAUAAUGAAAAGGAGAUUGAAUAAUAAUAAUAUUAAUAAUUACAAUUAUAAUAAUAGUAAUAUUAAUAAUAAUUACAAUAAUACUAAUAAUAAUAGUAAUAAUAAUAAUAAUAGUAAUAAUAAUAAUAAUAGUAAUAAUAAUAAUAAUAAUAAUAAUAAUAAUCAUAAUAAUAAUAAUAAUAAUAAUAUUUAUUUUCAUCAACAACACAUCCUAUUUCACCAACAAAGAGUUCUAUCAAUAAUAAAAGCUAAAUAAAUUCAAAUACUAUUAAUCCUUAACUUGAUAAUUCUUAUGUAAAAUAACAUCAAAUGAUUAUGGAAGAAUUGGAAUACUUCCAAAAUGAAGUCAAUUCUAAGAAAGCUCAAAUUUACAUAUCUCAAUAAGAAAUUGAAAAACAUAUAGUUUCUUAUUAAUAAAAAUUAUAAGAAUGUAAUAGUCGACUUACACAAUUAUCUAUUGAGUAAUAAGUUUGUGUGUAAUAGGAAUAAUUUGAGAGAGCUGAGGAAAUAGAAUAAUCCUUAAGAUAAAUUUAAGAUAAAAUUACUUAAAUAGAUAAUUAAAUUAAAUAAGAAGAAUAAUAGUAUUCUAAAUUGUAGGAUGAGAAAGAAAAUAUAAGAGGUGAAGAAUAUCCUUUUUAUUAAGAAACUGAAUAAAAAUUGGAAGAAAUUGAACGAUUACAUAUAAAGUAUAGUGAUUAAUAUAGGUUUGAAGGGUAAGCCUAAAUUAAGAAAUUACAAUAACACAUAGAAGAAGAAAAUGAGAGAGUGAAAAUAUAAUAAAUUCAUACUGAGAUUGAUAGUAAACAUUUGGAUGAAGAAGAACAACACUUAAAUUAAAUAAUGGAUAAUCAAACAAAGGAAUAUAGAAUAGAGUAAGAUCAAUUAGUUAAUAAAAAAUCAACUUUAGAAUCUGAGAUUGCAGAAUUGUAAUUAUUAUUAAAUCAAAAAAAAAAUGAAUUAUAAAAGGUGAAUAUUGAUUUACUUUCAACAAAAGAAAAAAUUUAAUAAGUUCAAUAAAAAUUUAAUUUGUAACUAGGUAAAGUAUAAAAUAAGAGAACAAAACUUAAUGAUGAACUUAAUAGUUUAGCAACUGAAAGAGCCUAGAUUGAAGCCCUUGAAGGAGAUAGUCUAAGAAAAUAACAUGAAUAUAAGAAUAAACUUGAAUAUUUAUCAGAAUAAUUGGAAAAGAUUAAAGAGAAAAGAAACGAACUUAUUAGAAAAGCUAAUUCAGUACCUGAAUAAUGUUAAUAAGAAUUGGAUGUAACAUUUAAAUAUUAAGAGGCUAAAAAAGCAAGUUUAGAAGCAUUAAAAGAAUUAGCAUAUGUUUAAAGGUAAAUUGAUGAAUUAAAUUACAAGAGGAAUAUGGGUCAAUCUCAAUUACAUGAAAUUCUAAAUAAAAAAAGUGAACUUUAAAAAAAAUUACCAAAAAUGAUAGAUGAUAAAGCAUUACUAGUAUAGAAUAAAAAUUUUAAGGGUGCUGCAUAAAUUAAUGAAUAAAUAAAAGAAGCUUAAAGAUAGAUUUCUUUAUAUGAAGAAAAAAUUUCAGAGAAUCAAAAUAUAGAAACUUAAAUUCUAAAAGAAAUUGAUGAGAUAGAGGAUACCUUAGUGUCUAGAUAACAUCAAUAUUAAUAAUUAUAAUAAAAUACAGAAAUUUGCAGAUAUUUUGUUUUAGAAUUAAAAUUAUAAGAGAUUUCAUAAAUAGAUUAUUAUGGAUUAUCUUCAUUAAUAUUAGAUGUAUUAUUAUAAAUUUAAUUAAUUAUAGAUUAAAAAAGAAUUAGAACAAUUAUUUAAUAAAUAUUAGGAUUUAAUUUAUGCAAAAAGAAAGGUUUCAACUGAUAAUUUAGAUUAGAUAUAAAAUCAUUAAGAAGAAGUUAUCAAUAAUAUUAAUGAAAAUGAAGAAUAAUAAGAGAAUUAAGAAGAAGAAUAACAUUAAGAAUAAAAUAAUCAAAUAGAAAAUGAAGUAGUUGAAUAAGUUGUUGAUUCAAAUGAAAAAGAAUAAAUUUAAUAAUAAUAAAUAGAAAAUGUAAUUGAAAUGAGUGAAGAACAAAUUUAAAGUUAUAUAGAAAAUCAAAAAUAAAUAUAUUAGGAUCUUUAAUAAUAAAUUAAGUAAUUAGAAGAUUAGGUCGCAAAUCAUGCUCAAGUAAUCAUUUCUAUUAAUUAAAGGAAGAGCAAUAUGAGGAAGCUGACUUGAUUCAACAAGAAGUAGAUAAACUCACAAAUUAAGCAAAUGCUAUACAAAUAGAACUGAAAUAGAAAUAUAAUGUAGAUAAAUUAAUGCCAUAAGAUGAAGAGAAUUGA